Molecule: messenger RNA, 2879 nt
Organism: Tuber melanosporum (Perigord truffle)
Lineage: Eukaryota; Fungi; Ascomycota; Pezizomycetes; Pezizales; Tuberaceae
Exons: 5
Coding region: 183-2075 (630 amino acids)
Biological process (GO): regulation of GTPase activity; signal transduction
Cellular component (GO): cytoplasm
Source: RefSeq, a predicted model, not a curated record
GUCCCCCAGCUUCGGAUCGAUUCGACUGCAAAACACGAGAAAAAAAUAACAAGGGGCCUGCAUCUUAAUCAGUUUGCCCGUGACGUGGAGCUAGGGGCCUCGUUCCAAUCGCCGCGUUUAUCCCAUAAGCCGCAGCAAGGCCAAACAUAAUUGCAUUUCUUGCCAUUCGCAGACCGGGUAUCAUGGGAAAAAAGGAUCCAAAACCCGUUUCUGGGACCAACGGUAGCUCUGUUAAAGGGAAACAUCUCCAUGAAGGUCACAAGAUGACAGCCGCUACAUUCGCGAAGGUAGCGGCAAAGCAGGACGAGAUAAGGCAGAGGGAACCGCUUGAAACUGACUGUCCACCCCGAGCUCCUCCCAAGGAUACGUCCACUCAAAAAUCACCGUCACCAACCAACCAGGUGGCUACGAGAAGGAAGCUUCUGCAGAGACAACUGACCAGUGGAAAAUCUGACAUGGCGCCGGUUGCUCUUAAUACAGCUACCGCAAUUUCGCGGAUUGCCGAUAAUUGGGCUCCACCCACCAAAUCCCCCUCACCUUCUACAACAAUGAAGGGCCCUCGAGUGAAGUCGACACCCAAAGCUUCGACAAGGCCGUCGUUCAAGUCGCAAAGCUCUGAUGCAUCAAAUUCUAGUGGCCUCGCAAAACUUAAUUCGCAUCCCGCUUCACCUGCCCGUGGCUCCUCGGAUAAUCCGCCUCCUUUACCUGAUCGACCGGCACCGCAACGCUCUGCAUCAGUUGAGGGGGGAAGUUUAUUGAGUAUUGUCAAAAAAGGAAGAGAGCAAAUUCAAUCCGGUGGAUUGGGGGCUGCUAAAUUUCUGGGCAAAAAGGGACAUGAGGCUUGGGGUAAAAUUAAGAAGGGGAAGGAGAAAAAUGGCCAUUCUGGACCGAUCGGUUCACCUUAUUCUGGUGGGGGUAAUGUAAGCCUCAGGGAUUCUAGCAAUGACAUCGAUGUUUUCGGCAUGGAUUUACGGGAAGCAGUCCAGCGGACUAGAAUUGUGAAGGAGAGGAAGGGACCUGCCGAUGCAGCGUAUUGGAUGCCUGCUUUGGCGUAUCGAUGUCUUCAAUAUCUCAAUGUGCAUGGCCCACCUGAGCUUGGAAUUUAUCGAAUCCCAGGAAGCACAUCUGUUGUUGACGAACUGAGAGCAGAGUUCAAAAUACGGCAUGACGUAGAUCUUUUUGACAAUCCUCCCGAUGACCUCCAUACUGUAUCGUCUUUGCUCAAAGCAUGGUUCCGGUCAUUGCCCGAAGCUGUACUUCCCCCGGAGGUACAAAAGAGGGUAUACGAAAAGUGUAAGGAUCAAACAGAUGCUCCAAAACCGCCCCAGGCGUUCAUCGACGAGCUUUCACAACUACCCCCCUAUAAUUACUAUCUACUUCACCAUCUCUUUUCUCAUCUGAGUGCUGUUUGCGGCGCUUCUGCCAUAAACAAAAUGAAUCUUGCUAAUCUUGGCAUGAUAUUCUGCUCUACCCUUAGAAUUGAUCGGUUUUGCUUUAAUUGGCUUGUUAGUAGUUGGGAUGAAUGUUGGGCUGGAUGCAAGACGGAAGAGGAAGAGUACAGGAGGGCUAUUCCAAGUAGGCAGCCUUCGACGUCCUCUUCUGGCCAGAGCCAAUACCACGACGCUUCCUCAGCACCCGAGUCGCGGUCGACCAGUCAAACCAAUGUUGACCGUUAUCCGUCAAAUUGCUCUAAUGCUCGGCCUCAAAAGACACCAUCACCGGAGCCUAGAUUUAUUGCUAGGUCUCUCAGCAGGGUCGGACGCCGUAAAGGGGGAUCUAGUAAGGAUUCGAAAGAGCGGAAGGAGGGAAAGUCCCAACCUUCCCCACCGCUUCCCCAAGAAUCGUUGCUCGGAGCUCACAGCGAUGAGGGGAAAUACAAGGAUCUUGACCAAUCAAGUCUGCAAGUGGAAAUAGGUCGUCCACCCACAACUCCAGCAUCGGAGUUCAGUUUGGCGGCGGAUACUCAACCUCCUAGGCUCACACCAGACGGUAGUAGCAGUAUCGAUAGGCUGGAUCUGAAGUUGCCAAGUAUCCAGCCAGUCAGCCCUAUUGAGGGAGAUGGGGCCAUGCUUUGACUGGGUGGUAGCGCCCGGAAUAUCUAAAGCAUGAAGCUAAGAGGGGUUACUAUGGAAAUUUAUUGCUGGCUACUGCGAUUAGGAAACUCUGUUGGUCCUCCGGUAGGGCUUAUGAGCGCUACUAAAAAGCUUUGCUUUCAGUAUACAUACAUAAUGACCUUUCCUUUCCAGUUUUCCAUUUCCACCGUUUCUCCCGCUCUUGCUCGAGUAGCCUGAGUAGUGGGUGCUAGCCUGGUAAUGUUUUUUUCUUUCUUUUCGGUUUUCUGUCAAUUGGAGUUGAGCGAGCAUUCAGUCGAUUUCUUUCUUUUAGUUUUCUGUUUGCGGAGGCACGAGUAUAGACGGAAGAAUUUCGCUAAACUUAUUCCUUCUUCAAUUCUACCCUUGCACCUGAUAUGUACCCCUCAUAUUUGCUCCUAUCUUACCUUAUCUUGCCCUCCCCCACCUAUAUCAUUCGCUUCACUCGUAGCUAGCCACGAAUUUCCUUUCGACAAAAAAUCACGCUCUUUUUCCUAAUUUUUAUCAUUCUUCCUCAUUGCUAUGUUUGUUUUCAUACUUGCCAUCGAUCUUUCAUCUUUCCCCUAUUUCCAUUCUUUCUCGUUUUUUUGUGAAAUAAAAAAGUCGGGAUAUCCUUUCAUUAGCUGUAACUCCGGAGGCGUUUUCUUUUUAUUUUUUCUUGCCAAUCUAGCUUCUUUACUCUUUUUUUCACUUGCUUCCCUCUUGAAAUGUUCGCUGGUGCUUCGAUAUGCGCUUGAGCGAGUAAGUAACUAGGUGUUUUACUCUUUUUUAUUUAUUUAUUUAUUAUCA